AUGGCUGGCUUGGGACGGGUGCUGGGGAGUCGCCCCCUUCAACAAUUGUUUUCUGCAAAAUUCGUUUCGGUUUCUGAGGCUUCGGUAUCAAGAUUUCCACACAUACAUACAGCAACAGCAUUGUUGAAGGAUAACAAAGACAAGGAUCAAGAUGAUGAUGAUGAUUCCUCUAAAGGCUGGUUCAGUCGGUUCAAGAAGAUCUCCAAGCCCGAACAAGCCCACUCCGCAGUCCUGGCUGGCCAGGAGGCUGUCUACGAGUUUCAGUAUCAUUCCGUCAGACCAGAGUAUAUGGAGGAAUAUCUCAACCAGUUUGGCAGCUUUCAGAAGCUGAUGAAGGAGAAAGGAGCUGGAGCAGAACUUGUGGGCAGCUUCACUGUGGUCAUAGGAGAACAGGACGAAGCAGUUCAUAUCUGGCAAUACGCUGGGGGGAUACCCAGCACUGACUCAGGCUAA
Candidula unifasciata is the source of this 453-nucleotide messenger RNA. The record is from the annotation of a GenBank genome assembly. Lineage: Eukaryota; Metazoa; Mollusca; Gastropoda; Stylommatophora; Geomitridae.